CGCCAUAUCUCUCUUCUCUCUCUCUCUCUCCCAGACAAACGAUGUACGGUAACCGGAAAGAUAGCUCCGGGAAGCGUACACCUGACGGUUUUAAUUAUCCUCCUUCACCGACCCCAAGCUCGUACUCUACCUACUCAUCCAAAUCGUCGUCGGAUACGUCAACUCCUAGCCGGAACCGAGUCAAAGUUGCGGCGAGAUCCGUCGCCGGAGUUUUUGUUGCUUGUUUUACACCACCCGAGGAGGAGACGCAUCAUAAGAGCUCUUCUGGGUUUGGUGGUUCUGAUGCAUUCAGUUCAACAUCAGAUGUUUCGGGAGCUUCUGAUACUACCGAUGGAAGGAAACGAGGCGCAAACCGUAGUAUAUACGCAACCCGGAAUGAUUCAACGCACAUGAGAGAGCCCGGAAGUAUAAAGUUUACUCUGGCGGAAAUCCACAAGGCAACGAAGAACUUCUCUCCGGCUCUUAAAGUUGGACAAGGCGGAUUCGGGACUGUCUAUAAAGGUCAGCUCCAAGAUGGAACCCUCGUCGCCGUGAAACGUGCCAAAAAGAGUAUGUAUGACAAGAAUCUGGGAGGUGAGUUCCAGAGUGAAAUCCAGGCGUUAUCGACGGUGGAGCAUUUGAAUCUGGUGAAAUGUUACGGGUACUUGGAACAUGGAGAUGAAAGAAUCAUUGUUGUUGAAUACGUCCCGAACGGGACGCUUCGGGAACACUUAGAAUGUUUCAAUGGCAAUGUUCUUAGUCUUGCCUCUCGGCUGGAUAUCGCUAUAGACGUAGCCCACGCUAUUACUUACCUGCACACUUAUACAGAUCACCCUAUAAUUCACAGGGAUAUCAAGUCUUCAAAUAUCCUGCUCACUGAAAAACUACGAGCCAAGGUUGCUGACUUUGGUUUUGCACGGCUAGCAGCCGAUGCAGAAUCAGGUCAGACCCAUGUAUCGACCCAGGUUAAAGGGACUGCAGGCUACUUAGAUCCUGAAUACCUCAGGACAUAUCAACUCACCGAGAAGAGCGAUGUUUACUCAUUCGGUAUAUUGCUUGUGGAGCUAGUCACUGGGCGGAGACCUAUUGAAGCGAAAAGGGAACUUAAAGAACGUGUAACAGCUCGAUGGGCGAUGAAGAAGUUUAUGGAUGGCGUUGCCAUUUCGAUAUUGGAUCCAGGACUAGAAAAGUCAGAUGUGAAUGCUUCGGCUCUAGAGAAGAUUCUAGAACUGGCUUUACAAUGCGUUGCUUCUCAUCGACAAAACAGGCCCAUCAUGAGGAGAUGUGUUGAGGUUUUAUGGAACAUCCGAAAGGAUUACAAAGAAGUGUUGGGUUGACACAUCUUACUUUAUUUUUCCAUUUCCCAUCAUCAUCAUUAUAUAUACUCAUAAUGUGGUUGGAAAGAAAAAGACACAAAACAAACAAAUAGACGUGAAACUGACCCCAAAUAUUCUCAUAAUCGGGACAAGUUUUCGUAUAAGGUUGUAGGAUAUCAAAUUGUUUUGCACGUCUUUCUAUUUUUUUGUGGAGGGUUGGUUAAGGUACAUACGUUAAAAAAAGGCUAAUACCCUAUAAUUUUUAAAAAAAAUAGAAAAAGGAACGGUUUUAGGAUUUAGUGUUUGGAGCCCAGGCUUUUGUACAGUAUUCAUGGUUUGUUUCUACAUUUGGAUUUGGUAAUGUUCUUAUUUUAUAUCAUGUUUUUAUUCUCGUGA
This is a messenger RNA of Cynara cardunculus var. scolymus (artichoke), 1691 nucleotides long. Its product is annotated as calmodulin-binding receptor-like cytoplasmic kinase 2. Gene Ontology annotation, molecular function: ATP binding; protein kinase activity. The record is from RefSeq and is a predicted model, not a curated record. The transcript has 6 exons. Bases 42 to 1316 code for a protein of 424 amino acids. Gene Ontology annotation, biological process: protein phosphorylation. Lineage: Eukaryota; Viridiplantae; Streptophyta; Magnoliopsida; Asterales; Asteraceae.